UUCCCCAGCCUAAGCUGGUCAGCAGAGACCAGCUGACAGAUUUCUCAUUGGCUGGGCUUUAAUCAGAUUCCCUGACCUAGAAAGUAUACACCAUGUAAGGCUGAGAAGGUGAUGGAAAUAACUCUCUCUUCUCUGGAACCUUCUUUACUUUUCUGAUGUUGGAAUAAAAAUGCCUCUUUUUGUCAACCGGAACCAAAUGUUUGCUCAUCAGGUCCAUCUGCUGGAGCACAAGCUGAGGAGUAAAGAAGAGCGUAUACUGGAGCUGGAGACAAAAAACGCUAUUCUUCAUUUAAGACUGGCAGAGAGCUUAAGUAAACUUCGUUAUCAUCAUGAAGAGGCUUCAAAGGCCCAGAAAGAACAGCAGAACCACAGACUGGCACAGGAGAAAUGGCGGUUGGUCCUCACCAAACAGCUAUCUGAGGUCCAGGCUCUGAAGCAGGGCCUGCGUGAGGUGUUUGCUGUCUAUGUGAAGUUUGCCACUGAGUUUGAGGAGCAGAGAAAGCAGCUGCUGGAGGAAGUAAAGCAAGCGAUUGCUUCUCUGAAUGAACAGCAUGUAACUGAAAUUCAAGACUUGAAGACUCGGAUCACAGCUCUUGAGCACUCCCUGCAGGAAGAGACCGAGAAGUGCAGGGCAGAGAGGCAAAGAAGAAAAGAAAUUCACAACACUCUCGUGGAGCUGAGAGGUAACAUUAGGGUCCACUGCAGGGUCCGACCAGUUCUGCCCUUUGACCACAUUCGGUCCCUGACCUCAGAAUCAGGGCUUACAUCAUCAGAAGAAGUGGUUCAUGCAAUCAGUGAUGACACAGUGAUGGUGAAUUGCCUGAAGUCAGGGAUGCCUGUGCAGAGCAAGAUUUUUGAGUUUGAAAUGGUUCAUGUGCCACAGGAUUCCCAGGAUGCUGUGUUUGAAGAAGUCAAACCACUCCUAACGUCCUUACUUGACGGUUAUAAUGUUUGCAUAAUGGCAUAUGGACAGACAGGCAGUGGGAAGACUCACACCAUGAUGGGAUCCUUUUGUCAGGGGGAGAAGGUUGGAAUACCACAGGAGACUCAGCAGGGAAUUAUUCCCAAUGCUGCUGCUGAGCUUUUCAGACUCAUCUCUGAGAAACCUGAGGACAGCCACUCUGUGGAGGUGUCAGUGAUGGAGGUUUACAACAAUGAGGUGUAUGACCUACUGGCCAAAGACGAGCAGGGAAACCCAACGUGUCAGCGCUGUGACAUCAUCACCACAUCCUCUGGCAUUAGUGAUGUCCCUUCACUAACAUCUGAACCUAUACAUAGCGCCUGCGAGAUGAUGCUGAUCAUCAGUAACAUCCAGAAACUCAGGGCUCACUGUCCAAACCUGGUCCACACCGAGUCUUCCCGCUCUCACCUCAUCGUUACCCUCACUGUAUCCUCCAAGAGCCCCAACGCACUGGCCCUGGCCCGUAGGCUACAGAAUGCUAAAAGGAACAUGCAGCGCUCCACCCAGCAGCAGUGGUGGAGUCCACGCUGUCGCCGUGCUAACAUCACUAGUCAUGGCUCAUCUGAUAAACUCUGUGGCAGUGCCGCCUCCUCUCCCUGCCUCUCACCCCUGCAGUCCCCGUGUCUCUCUCCCAGGCCCAGUAUUUCACAGACUUCAUUCAGGACCAGGCUUCGGCUGGUGGACCUGGCAGGCAGUGAGAGUGUUGGCAUGUCUGGAGUGAGUGGUGCAGCUCUGUGGGAGGUGUCCUGCAUCAACCGCAGCCUCUCGGCUCUGUCUGACGUCCUCUCAGCUCUGGCUGAACAAAGACCUCACAUUCCUUACAGGAACAGUAAACUGACUCAUGUUCUUCAGGAUGCCAUAGGUGGUGAUGCCAAGUUAUUGGUGAUGCUGUGUGUCUCUCCCACCCAGCGUUACAUCACUGAGUCUCUGCAGACUCUUGGACUGGGCACUCGAGCCCGCCAGGUCCAGAAGGCCGCACCCCGUAAGAAAAACAGCAGCCCAAAAGCUAAAUGAUUAAUAUGAGAAGUUUUUUUUUUUUUUUACUCAUUUGUUAUAAAGUUUAGAAUUUGUCAUUGUCUCUGUGGAAAACACUUAUGAAAAUAACAGAACUGUAAAUACACAGAUUUAAGCAGAAGGAAAAAAUAAAUAAAUAAAAGUACAAUAUAUUUAACAUAUUUACUUGGUUUGCACUAUAGAGUAUACUAUAAAUAUAGAUAUUGCAGUACCUCGUUUUUUUAUUUGUGCUUAUCCGUAGAAAUAAGUAUUAAUUAAAAUACUAUAUUAAAAAGCUGUGGCGUGUCGCGGAUUUCUAUGUAUGUCCUUGAAAUAGCUCUCACGUUUCAAAAAGGUUGGUGAGCACUGUCCGAGAUAAAUCCUGUAUUCAUCAUGUCAUAGUAACGCCAUUACUAAAGCAACAAACCCACAAAGCACUAUUCAUAAACAGUUGCGAGACAAUAUACAUUGAUAAACAUUAUUAAUAACAUUAUACAAUUACGAUAUUAUUA
Cynoglossus semilaevis (tongue sole) is the source of this 2466-nucleotide messenger RNA. It is a transcript of the gene kif25, whose product is annotated as kinesin family member 25. The transcript is spliced from 15 exons. The coding region runs from base 170 to 1975 and encodes 601 amino acids. Gene Ontology annotation, cellular component: microtubule cytoskeleton. The record is from RefSeq and is a predicted model, not a curated record. Gene Ontology annotation, biological process: microtubule-based movement. Gene Ontology annotation, molecular function: microtubule binding; microtubule motor activity; ATP binding. Lineage: Eukaryota; Metazoa; Chordata; Actinopteri; Pleuronectiformes; Cynoglossidae.